AUGCUCGGACGCGACCAAAUCAUAAACACGGCCACCAGUCCGUCAUCCUCAGCAGCAGUGGCGCCGUCCGAUUGCGACUUCGAAGUGCGUUUCUCGAUAAGGAAGAAGGACACAGACGGGCAAGUAGCUUUCAAAUUAGACGGCGGACGUUUCAAGAAAACCGAACUUCAGGAGCCGUGUCCUGACAUAUAUUUGCGGACAUACAAGUUUAUAUGUGAUGCUGUUUAUAAAAUCACCAUUACAUCUCGGCCUAACGUUGUCUUUAACUUUGUUUUGACAUUCUUUUUCAGCGAACUCAACAUAUCAGGAAACAGCAUGGAGCUACAUUUGGAUAAUGGCGUGUACAGCACUGAAUGGGAUACCACUGUUUUUCCGGUCACUGCAAAGGGCAGCCGUGAAUAUCUCAGUCUUUGCUUGCAGGUAAGCUUUAACUUCGCUCCCUUGUUUUAUCGUUCUUGUGCGUUUUUGUUUCAAUAG
Messenger RNA from Gongylonema pulchrum, 477 nucleotides. NCBI's taxonomy places the organism in Eukaryota, Metazoa, Nematoda, Chromadorea, Rhabditida, Gongylonematidae. The record is from the annotation of a GenBank genome assembly.